GCCGCUGGCGCCACCCCCAGGAGAGUCGCACCAGCAGGGCUUCCAGCUGAACCUUUCCACUAGGUCGUAUUUUCCUGCGCCACCAGUCAUUUCCCAUGGCAGCCUGCGCCGUUCUGACAGUUGUCCGCUGCUCAAUCGCACACCCUUCCCUUUUCGAUCGCAACGCAAAAUUUCGAAUCCCCUUGAUGCGCUCGUGAACGCAGACGGCGGGGAAAUGCUGUCGCCUCGACCGCGUCCGCCUGCCCCUCAAGAUGCCGAUGCGAAAGUCGACUGUCAUCAUCGCCGUGGUUACGGUCAGCAUCCUCGUUCUCCUGUACACGUCCAGGAUAACGACCUGGUCGGGCUUCGAUGAGCCCUUCUACCACCGCGACCCUCACAAGAGCCACCAGGCACCCCAGGGCGAUCGAGGGGAUAGAAAUUCCAGCCAAUGCGACUGGACGGGUGCCCCUCCUCCAGCCGCGCCGGUGCCCUCCGCCGACCCCGCGUGCGAGGGCUUCCCCGACACGAGCAAGGUGCUGCUGGUCAUGAAGACGGGCGCGUCGGAAGCCUACGCGCGCGUGCCCACGCAGCUGAUGACGAUGCUCCGCUGCCUGCCCGACUUUCUCAUCUUCAGCGACAUGGACCAGAACAUCGGCGGCCACCCGAUCCACGACAGCUUGUCGACUGUAUUGGCCGAGGCGCAGGAGGGCAACUCCGACUUCGACCUGUACCGCCGCCAGAAGUGGUGUCUCGUCGACCAGGAGAACUGCAACAAGCUGGGGAAUCCCGCCCGCGAAGGCUGGAACCUUGACAAGUACAAGAACGUCCACAUCGCCGAGAAGUCGUACGCCAUGCGCCCCGGCUACGACUGGUACCUGUUCGUCGACGCCGACACGUACGUGCUGUGGCCGAACCUGAUGCAGUGGCUGAAGAAACUCGACCCGACCAAGAAGCUGUACCUCGGAAGCGUCACCAUGAUCAACAACUUCAGCUUCGGCCACGGCGGCUCCGGCUAUCUCGUCAGCAAGGCGGCCAUGGAGGACUUCGUGGGCAAGAACAAGGGCGUUGGGAAUCAGUGGGAUGUGCGCGCGAAGGGCGAGUGCUGCGGCGAUUACAUCUUCGCGCUCGCCCUGAAGAACAAGACUGAUGUUGGGGUGCAGCAGAUGUGGCCCACAAUUAACGGCGAGAAGCCGGCGACCCUCCCCUUCGGCCCCUACCAUUGGUGCCACCCGAUCGUGACGAUGCACCACAUGAACGCCGAGGAGAUCAACACCUUCUGGCACUUCGAGCGCCGCAAGCUGCGCGCGCUCGCCGACGCGGGCGUGUCCCGCCCGCUGCUCAUGAAGGACAUCUACGAGGAGUUCCUCGCGCCGCACCUCAACGCGACGCGCGAGGACUGGGAUAACAUGGCCGACCACCGCUUCUACCUGGACAGGGAGGCCCACAAGGGGGACGACUGGAAGCUCGGGCGCAUGAAGAAGGCAGAGGAGUACAACGAGUACGAGAAGAAGGCGCACCUGUCGUUCGAGGCCUGCGGCGCCGCGUGCAAGAGCCUGCCCGACGAGGACUGCUUCCGGUACAGGUACCAGGACGGCGUCUGCAGCAUGGCCGGCUCCUUCAUCAUGGGCAAGCCGGUCAAGCGCGAGGAGGAGGACAGCAAGCGCGUCAUGAGCGGCUGGGACGUGGAGAAGAUCCACGCCUGGAUCGCGAAACAGGACAGCUGCAGCACGAUCCGCUGGCCCGACGUCAAGGUCGACGGUUAGAGGCUCUGGGCGACCGGCACGAGGGCUGAUGGAUGAUGCCUGCUGCCGGGAAGAGCAAGCUGCGGGGCUCCCUGCCCUCGCAUGAUGCUUGCGGCCUGUUGUCCUCAAGGACGAGCAUACUCGCCCGGCCAUUCGGGUAAGUCGCGGCGGUGGCCGACACCAUUUGGAGAGGAAGAAUUGAACUGGUUUGGUCACGGCAUUUGGAUCGCACCACGUGAGCCUCUGUUGGAUACAGCGGCCUUGCCUAGACGGUUGGAUGGUGAUUUUUUGGCGUUUAUGGACACGGAUUUCUGGUUGACAUGCCGCCAACUGGGUAUAGACUGGCGAUCUGGGUGGGAUGUUUGGCCAUCUUGUACCCAGAUAGAGGGGGGGUGUGCUGGGACAGGGUACAUUUUGGGCCUCUCGCAUUGUAUGUACAUGAUCCACGUAAUAGAGCUGGCUUUAUGCUACCAAUGCUCAUCCUUCCGUCCCUUGACCUGAGGGCCCAGCCCGGAUCCGUUGAUUGUUGGUGUUCGGGGAAUUCCAUCGCUACUCCCCUUCACUUUCUCAGGUCCCCAGGGGCAUGCCGCGAAGCUGACGGCGGUGCGACUCAGUGGUUUAGCAAGCUUAAUCCUUCCGUCC
Thermothielavioides terrestris NRRL 8126 is the source of this 2363-nucleotide messenger RNA. Its product is annotated as glycosyltransferase family 31 protein. The transcript is spliced from 2 exons. The coding region runs from base 252 to 1742 and encodes 496 amino acids. Gene Ontology annotation, cellular component: membrane. Gene Ontology annotation, molecular function: glycosyltransferase activity. The record is from RefSeq and is a predicted model, not a curated record. Lineage: Eukaryota; Fungi; Ascomycota; Sordariomycetes; Sordariales; Chaetomiaceae.